AUGAAAGUAUUGCGCUCCUUUCCCCCGGUACACGCACACACAAUGCCAUUUUGUUCUAUAUUCCUUAAGUAGUUCAAGCCCUCAGCUAUGACAAGGUAAAGCACACCAUUCUUGUGUACGUGUGUAUACUUGUGCAUGCAUGUUUGCACGCAGGUGUUUUUGUGUGCAUGCUUGGUGUGUGUGAUGCAUUUGCGUUGUCUGAUGUUCUGUGUGUGUGUUCUAGAUGGGCUUUGUGAGAGAGUUAGGGCUGACCCCAUUUAGUCGACUGGUCAAUUGUUUGCUCGAUAGGCUGUUGGUCGACCGACAUUUCUUUAGUCGAGCAGUAGCAAAAAAAAAUAUGAAUGGUGUACAAGACAACUGUCUGAUUCGUGCCUGUCUGAGUGGACUAAUCCAUUGUUGAGGCCGUGGGAGGGCACAGUCCAUCACUAUAAGGCAUGUGCUACUGAAAUUGUACAUGGUUAAGGACAAUGGUGCAACACCAAUAAAAAUUAUAUUAUUUUAUAACAAAUGCGCUUUCUCCCGCAUUUGUCCGCAGUUCUGAAACAUCAGUGAGCUGUUGAAUUGGCGCCUUUUCCUAGACCACGUUGCUAUGUGCAUAAUAGCAAAGCUAACCAGCAUGGUGUUGAGAACAAUGUGACGGAGGCAGCAGCAGAGUUAGGAGAUGAGAAAACAGCCCUUGCCUUAAUUGUCUAAGAAAAGUGAGGAGAGAAGAAACCCCAACUUAAUUAGGUCUAUAAUCAAUAGCCUAACUGUUAAAUGUGCCUGGCUUUAUAAACCAUCCAUAUAUCUACAGAAAUAAGACAGAUCCUGCUUGUGUUGCCUGUUUGAGUGUUUGUUUAAUAGCCUACUGAUUCCAUGAGCACCAAGCCUCACACAACAACAACAUGUUGCUAUGCUGUAAUAAAAGCUUUACCCUUUAUUUUUUUUUUUUUAAAGCCUCUCUGGUAUUACUUAUUAUUUAUUUGGAGUUGUCUACGCUGUUCCAAAUUGUCCGAAGAAUAAUAUUUAUUAUGAUAAUAAUAAACCUCCUUUUUCUCGAUCUCUCUCUUGUUAUUAUUACUAUUAUUAUUAUGGUCAUUAUAGUAAGUAAUGUCAUUUUCAUUAGUAGGCUUAGUAUAGCAGCCUUGUAUAACCACCAUCGAGCUGUAGGCCUAAGAACGCAUCCUGUUUAGUCUUAAUAGCGUAACUUACUUAGGCCUAAAUGUGACUCGUUUCAGGAAACUAGGCGUAUGUCGCGGGUCACUACUUCACAGGAGAGCCAUUUGAACGUAAACUUAUUUUACAAAUCAAAAUGUGUUUUUUGGCAAAUAAUUCCUUCUGGAACAUGUGAACUUUCAUGUGCCUUAAUAACAAACUUGUAUGCCAUCUGUAAAUACGAAUAAAAGUGUCAAAUGACCAGCCUAGUUGGUUAAGCCACAGAAAAAGACAGCAACCUUCCCACUAGCCAUGAUUGCCUGAGACAAUGAGUGGGCUAGACAUGCCGAGAGAGGAGUUCGGAUUGGUCUGCCAUAUAGCACACUUCUGUCUAUUUGAGCUGGUUAGUAUGUGUAAGUAAUCCUGUCUAACGCGGCUUUUAACAAAAAAAUAUAUUGUGUAGUGGAGCUGCAUAAGUGUUGUUCUCCACUUUCUGGACGAUCAAGUUUUGAAAUCAGUAGAAUUAGAGUAUGAUAGCUAAAGAGAUGGAGAGAACACCUGUCUCCGGAUUACAUCUUCAAACUAAGGGCAACCAUGGCAUCCGUGACAGGGAGACGCGUCCAUCCAUGCAUGAUGUAUACGGGUAAGAUAAUCUAGCUAGCUACAUUUUUUGAUAUUACAUGUUUCUAAUUUUUACAGAAAGUGGUUUCAUUUCAAGUUAAAGUGUACUGUUAGCUAGCUAGCUAACGUUAGCUGGCUGGCUCGCUAGCUAACGUUACAUGUAUGACGUUAUUAUUCGUAUCUCAAAGCCAUUUGCUUGCUAACAUUGAACCUGGUUGGUUAGCUACCUGCAGAGUAGCAAAGUCAUGAGUUGGGAUUAUGGUUCAUUGUUUAACUAACAAUAAGCCAUUUAGCAGAUGCUUUUAUCCAAAGCGACUUACAGUCAUGCGUGCAUACAUUUUUACGCAUGGGUGGUCCCGGGGAUCGAACCCACUACCCUGGUGUUACAAGCGCCAUGCUCUACCAAUUGAGCUACAGAGGACUACCAUUAGCUAGCUAACGUUAGCUGGCUGGCUUGCUAGCUAACGUAUGAUCUUAUUAUUCGUAUCUCAGAGCCAUUUGCUUGGCUAGUUAUAGCCUAAUGUUAGGUAGCUAACAUUGAACCUGGUUGGUUAGCUACCUGCAGAUUCAUGCAGGGUAGUAACGUCAUGAGUUAGGAUUAUGGUUAAUUGUUAACCUAGAUAGCUAUCUAACUAUCUGGUCCUCUGUAGCUCAGCUGGUAGAGCACGGCGCUUGUAACGCCAAGGUAGUGGGUUUGAUCCCCGGGACCACCCAUACACAAAAAAUUUAUGCACGCAUGACUGUAAGUCGCUUUGGAUAAAAGCGUCUGCUAAAUGGCAUAUUAUUAUUAUUAUUAUCUACAUGUCUUAACAAAAGACUCCACUAUGCAAGUAACCAUUUCGGGUGCGUUCGUAAAUUCAGUCUGAGUAUGCCAGAGCGCAGAAUAACUGAUUAAUUUAUGAACGCACAACAUCAGUUGAAUAUGGCCGGUGUCAGUAAACGUCGGCAAAAAAGCGUAAAUAAAUUGUUGCCAGCAGCACAGUUACAGUCACCAAUGCUCUGGAUGACAUGAAAACAGCCUAACCAGCUCUGCUAGGGUGAGUAAAAUGGUCAGUGGGGUGUUAAAUGAGAGAACACCCCACUGACCAUUCAACUCGUCCUAGCAGAGCUAGUUAGGCUGUUUUCAUGUUAUCCAGAGGUAAACAAUGAACCAUAAUCCCAAUUUUGUGUCUGGAAGUAGCUAGCAAGCUAGCCAAUGUUAGCCAGUUGGUGUGGGUGCUUGACUGCCGUUGUGAGGUCAGAACGCUCAGAUCAACCCUACUCAUCGGCCAGAGCAUCAACUGUGCGCUCUGAAUGCUCCAAGAGCGAAACGAGAUGGGUGGGGCUAAAGCUUAAGAGGGUGUGAAUAAUCUGAAUGGGUGUAGACAAAGAAGAGACUGGGUGAUCUGAAAAGUAAUUGUCAAUCGAUCAAUAAUAUAAUAAUACUUUUAGCAAAAACGUUUAUUUUCAAUUUACAAUCUGUAGAAACAAUGAGAAUAGAAAGGUUCAGAACUUUUGUAAAACAUCACAGUACAGUUGAAAAAUAUAUGGCAAAUAGAAAUCCAAUAUGGAUGGUGUUAAGAGAUAGAUGGGUGGUGUUGAAUGGAGUUGAAGGAUGGGACUAAUAACAACUAACAACAACUAAUAACAAAAAGAUAACUAAUAAUGUAAGCAUACUGUGUCCAAAAUAAGUCUAUAGGUUAUAGGUUGAGAGCUUUUGUGAAAGAGCACAGUUAGAAAGAUAUGGCAUAUAGAAGCAAACCGGAUGGACAUCAUGAAAAUGAUCGGAGAGGUUGAGGGUAGAGGAAGUUCAGGAAUAAAAACAAACAAAAUAGAAUUAUUGUAAUAUUGACUGUGUCCAUAAAAUGUAUAUAGUAUUUAUAAGCUGGAAGUAGAGGCCUAAGCAUUGUUGUUCACUAGUUUACUCCAAUUAGGGAAGGGGUGGUGCGGUUGGAAAGUAACAAAGGUAAAUAUAUAUAUUUUUAAAAAGGAUAUGUGUAUGUGUAUUUGUAUGUAUAUGUAUAUAUGUAUGUAUGUAUGUAUGUAUGUAUGUAUGUAUGUAUGUAUGUAUGUAUGUAUGUAUGUAUGUAUGUAUGUAUGUAUGUAUGUAUGUAUGUAUGUAUGUAUGUAUAUAUGUGUGUAUAUAUAUAUAUAUAUAUAUAUAUAUAUAUAUGUGUGUGUGUGUGUGUAUGUACAUAUAUAUAUAUAUAUAUAUAUAUAUAUAUAUUUGCGAGAGAAAAAAAACAUAUGGGGACUUGGAAGUGAUGCAGACUAUUAUAUUGAUGGAAGUUACAAUCUAUAUGCAAUAUUAAAGCUGAUCUACCCCAGUCACCAACGCUCUGGAUAACAUGAAAACAACCAGCUUUACUAGGGCGAGUAAAAUGGUCAGUGGGGUGUUCUCUCAUUUGUGUCUGGAAGUAGCUAGCAAGCAAGCCAAUGAUAGCCAGUUAGCUUGGGUGCUUGUCUGCCGUUGUGAGGUCAGAACGCUCGGAUUAACCCUACUCAUCGGCCAGAACGUCCAGUGUGCACUCUGAUAGCAAAACGAGAUGGGUGGGACUAAAGCUUAAGAGGGUGUGAACGAUGCUGAAUGGGUGUAGACAAAGUAGAGCUCUCCAGUAGGUACCAAAACAUUCAAAGGCCAUUUUCUCAGAAGUGAGAUUACAAGUUUAUCAACUUUAAAAGCAGAAUUACUUUCCCAUUGUUCCCUUAAAUGCAGUGUAUGCUAUACCAUUUUUUAGCUCUGUGUCUCUGCUUUUAUCCAAUGUAAAAACACAAUUUCAAAUUUUUCUACAUAAGACUGAAUCAAGGCGGUCAGUCACAUAUUUCAAUAUUUAUAUAGGCUACUGUAUCAAUCAAACAUGAAAUUUUUUCAUGUCAUCACAGUCCUCUGUAGCUCAGCUGGUAGAGCACAGCGCUUGUAACGCCAAGGUAGUGGGUUCGAUCCCCGGGACCACCCAUACACAAAAAAUGUAUGCACGCAUGACUGCAAGUCGCUUUGGAUAAAAGCGUCUGCUGAAUGGCAUAUUAUUAUGAUCACACAGCAUGAGUCAUUCAUGAUUUGAAAUGCAAUAAGCAUUUUAGUUAUAAAAUAAAAUAACAAAGCAACCCUUGAAUAAUUAGCCAAAACAAUAAAUAAACCAUUCCAUUUUAGCAAAUGCAUUCACGAAUGCAUGCGACUGUUUUUAGUCUUUGCUGUAAUAAAGGUUUUACAAAAAAAUUAAAAUUGACAACAGACUCUCUGGUACGCUUUUCAUUUAUUUAGUGUUGUUUACAUUGUUCUAAACGGUCCGGAAAAUGAUAUUGUAAUCUAACAGCACCUGUUUGGCUCACAUAGUGUGCACGCAGCACUUGCUCCUUUUUCUUGAUCUCCAGUAUUUUCCACAACUAAUGACAUUUAUUCCACACAUCUGACUUCCCCUUUACCUCCUGAGCAACCAGUGAACAUUCCCCCGUUUCAAGUUUAUUUGUCACGUCCUCUGCAUUCAUUUUGCUGUCACGUGUUACGGUGAUCGGAGUUUGUUAUAACCAAUUUAUUGAUGUCAUUAUGAUAUGCUAUAGGUCAGGCAUACAUGUGUCACGUAAAGAGAGCAUGGGUUGAGGGAAUAGGAAUGUUUUUCCUAAACAAAUGAGGGAUUUCGGUAACAAAACUUUUCAGAAAUGGCUGUAAUUAUGUUGCAGCUUUAGCAACACUGACAGCGUGAUAAACACCGUUGAUGUUCUGUGGUGGUCGCUGCAGCAGGGAGGAGAGACAGACAACGGGUACUAGUUACACAGUCACUCGCUGUCAUUUUUCUUUACACAGCGCAGCAAGUCUGAGCCUGACUUGGCACAAUCAAAUCAAUUGCGGUCAGACUCCCUCAUUUGCGUGUCUUAAUUACUUCAUCAAACAGAGUGCUUAAAGCAUCAGAUAAACUCAGUGCAUAUAUUUGAUUUGAUUAAAACCCAUAGGACUUGUCUGUACAUAUUACUUCAACUACCUCAACUAGCCGGUGCCCCCGCACAUUGACUCUGCACCGGUACCCCCCUGUAUAUAUAGCCUCCCUACUGUUAUUUUAUUUUACUUCUGCUCUUUUUUUUCUCAACACUUUUUAUUUUUAUUUUUAAAUUGUUAAAAAUAAAUGCACUGUUGGUUAAGGGCUGUAAGUAAGCAUUUCACUGUAAUGUCUGCACUUGUUGUAUUCGGCGCAUGUGACCAAUAACAUUUGAUUUGAUUUGAUUUGAUUUAAUAUAUAUGGAAAAAUACAGCUUUUAAAAUCGAUUGGUCGAACGAACAGACGACUCUCGGUUGACCAAUACUUUUUUUAGUCGGGGACAGCCCUAGAGAGAGUACAAUCUAUGAGUGGCCCAGAGGUCUCAGCUGCUGUGCCACCAGUUCAUCUGGAACAUGAAAACCAACAUCUACCUGUACGAGGAGGGGAACCAGAAAGACUGUGAGACACACACAGACACACACACACACACACACACACACACACAGGGACACCAGAAAGACCAUAAGACAGACAUACACAUAUACAACAUACACACGCACACACUGUUACAAUGUUAAUUAGCUCUCCUCUGUGUGUGUACCUGCCGGAGAUGGUUGAGGAGAUGACAGGCUCUCUCUCUCUCAGCUACCACACACACUCAUAUCUUCUUUUUUCUCUCUCUCUCUCUCAGUAGCUGACAUAGGGGAGCACUUGAACAGAUGGUAGAAGAGAUCACUUGUGCUCUGUCUGGUCCGGCAAAAUAUUUCUACCAGCGAUAAUUUGAUUUCUUCAACAAGAUCACCAACUUGUCUGCCAUCAUCAAGUAGGCCCUGACACUCACACCUCCUACACCCAUGCACACCCGACGCACGCACGCACGCACACACACACACAAACCUACAGUGGCUUGCGAAAGUAUUCAACCCCCUUGGCAUUUUCCCUAUUUUGUUACCUUACAACCUGGAAUUAAAAUAGAUUUUGGGGGGGGUUGUGUCAUUUGAUUUAGACAACAUGCCUACCACUUUGAAGAUGCAAAUAUUUUUUUGGGUGAAACAAACAAGAAAUAAGACAAAAAAACUGAAAACUUGUGUCACGCUCGUUGAUAGACGGCUCGGACCAAGGUGCAGCGUGGUAGGCGAACAUUUUAAUUCAAUAAAUGAACACAGACCAAACAACAAAAUACACACGAACGUAAAGUACUGCAGGCUACAAAGCCACUACACAAAACCAAGAUCCCACAAACUAAGGUGGGAAAACGGCUGCCUAAGUAUGAUCGCCAAUCAGAGACAACGAUAGACAGCGGCCUCUGAUUGGGAACAAUACCCGGCCAACAAAGAAAUAGACAAACUAGAAUGCCCACCCAAAUCACACCCUGACCUAACCAAAUAGAGAAUAAAAGGGACCUCUAAGGUUAGGGCGUGACAACUUGAGCGUGCAUAACUAUUCACCCCCCCCCCCCCCCCCCCCCCAAAGUCAAUACUUUGUAGAGCCACCUUUUGCAGCAAUUACAGCUGCAAGUCUCUUGGGGUAUGUCUGGACUUUGAGUAGGCCAUUCCAAGACAUUUAAAUGUUUCCCCUCAAACCACUCAAGUGUUGCUUUAGCAGUAUGCUUAGGGUCAUUGUCCUGCUGGAAGGUGAACUUCCAUCCCAGUCUCAAAUCUCUGGAAGACUGAAACAGGUUUCCCGCAAGAAUUUCCCUGUAUUUAGCGCCAUCCAUCAUCAUUCAAUUCUGACCAGUUUCCCAGUCCCUGCCGAUGAAAAACAUCCCCACAGCAUGAUGCCGCCACCACCAUGCUUCACAGUGGGGAUGGUGUUCUCGGGGGGGAUGAGAGGUGUUGGGUUUGCGCCAGAUAUAGCCAAAAAGCUAAAUUUUAGUUUUGUCUGACCAGAGUACCUUCUUCCAUAUGUUUGGGGAGUCUCCCACAUGCCUUUUGGCGAACACCAAACAUGUUUGCUUAUUUUUUUUCUUUAAGCAAUGGCUUUUUUCUGGCCACUCUUCCGUAAAGCCCAGCUCUGUGGAGUGUACGGCUUAAAGUGGUCCUAUGGACAGAUUCUCCAAUCUCUGCUGUGGAGCUUUGCAACUCCUUCAGGGUUAUCUUUGGUCUCUUUGUUGCCUCUCUGAUUAAUGCCCUCCUUGCCUGGUCCGUGAGUUUUGGUGGCCGGCCCUCUCUUGGCAGGUUUGUUGUGGUGCCAUAUUCUUUCAAUUGUUUUAUAAUGGAUUUAAAUGGUGGUCCGUGAGAUGUUCAAAGUUUCAGAUAUUUUUGUAUAACCUAACCCUGAUCUGUACUUCUCCACAACUUUGUCCCUGACCUGUUUGGAGAGCUCCUUGGUCUUCAUGGUGCCGCUUGCUUGGUGGUGCCCCUUGCUUAGUGGUGUUGCAGAAUCUGGGGUCUUUCAGAACAGGUGUAUAUAUACACUGAGAUCAUGUGACACUUAGAUUGGACACAGGUGGACUUUAUUUAACUAAAUAUGUGACUUCUGAAGGUAAUUGGUUGCACCAGAUCUUAUUUAGGGGCUUCAUGGCGAAGGGGGUGAAUACAUAUGCACGUACCACUUUUCCGUUAUUUAUCUUUUUUGCAUUUUUUGAAACACGUUAUGUUUUUAAUUUCACUUCACCAAUUUGGACUAUUUUGUGUAUGUCCAUUACAUGAAAUCAUAAAUAAAAAUCAAUUUAAAUUACAGGUCGUAAUGCAACAAAAUAGGGAAAACGCCAAGGGGGAUGAAUACUUUUGCAAGGCACUGUACACACACACUCCUAAACCACAAUGCUAAUGAGUUCCUCUGGUGGCCUAGAUGUUUAUUGUCAGGCCUGUUCCCAUAGGUACGUUCCACUGCUGUGAAUGUGGCUUAGUGGCCCCUAAUGUGUUCCCUGAAAUGUGCUGUUGUUAAACCAUUAUUAUUCACUGUGUCUGUGUGAUUAUUCAGCCAUCUGAAGCAUUCUGCCCCAUCAGCUCCCCAGUUACCUGCCCAUCUGUUUGCUGUUUUACCUAUGUACUAAUUGAUCAGUGUACCUGCCUACCUAAGUGUCUGCUGAGGUUGCAUCCCAAAUGGCCCCCUAUGGGCCCUGGUCAAAGGUAUAGCACUAUAUAGGGAAUAGGUUGCCGUUUGUGAUGCAGCCUAAGUGUACAAGUGAUACGAGGCGUCCUGACAGCCCAUUAGUGCUGCGUUGCUGAGGGAAUGUUUACACAAGGUGAGGGGAACAGGUUGAGUAAGAAAGGGAGCAUUAACUCAUUAGGGCUGAUAAUGAGAGCUGACUAGAACUAGCUGCACUUCUUUUGACCAGGGCCGAUGUAGGGAAUAGGGUGCCAUUUGGGAUGUAGAUGGAGAUUGAGCACAACAAGCAGAGCCACAGGUAAAGAGUUCGGUCUUUGUUUGUUUACGAUGUUGUUGUGUUGUUUGACCCAUCCCCAAGGGAGACAAGAGGAAGAGAGCCUGUCUGAGGGCUCUGUCGGACAUCCAGGUCCAGCCUGGCUGUUUCCUACCCAUUAACCCUGAGGUCAUAGUACUGGACAUAGACUACAAGUCUGGGACACCCAUGCAGAGGUAGGUCUACGCCACUGUUCUUCAACUCUGAUACGAGAGAGCUAGACUGGCUACCAGUAUUUCUGCUCUCAUGGCAACUCCUUAUGAAAUUGUCAUGCCAAACAUGUGCAAGAGCACAAACGGAUCUGGUCUCAGGCUAUGAGAGAGCUACAGGGUGCACAGGCCUAAUCAUAUUAGUUUGAGUUAACAAUUAAUAAUGAAACUACUGUAAUCAAUUCAUACUAAGUUCUCUUAAAUAAUUUAUAAUACAUCCUAAUGUUUUGUUGAUCCCUAUUUUGUCUCUCAGUUUUUUGCUGCCAAAGCUCCUUACCUGGCCAAGUUCAAAGUCAAAAGGUGUGGAGUCAGUGAGCUGGAGAAAGAAGGUACUUUCUCACUAA
Messenger RNA from Coregonus sp. 'balchen', 9625 nucleotides. NCBI's taxonomy places the organism in Eukaryota, Metazoa, Chordata, Actinopteri, Salmoniformes, Salmonidae. The record is from the annotation of a GenBank genome assembly.